Molecule: messenger RNA, 1308 nt
Organism: Dimorphilus gyrociliatus
Lineage: Eukaryota; Metazoa; Annelida; Polychaeta; Dinophilidae
Source: the annotation of a GenBank genome assembly
UUUCUUAUAUUUUUGCAAAUAUUAGUGUAUAUUUUCUUGUUACUGAUAAUGAAUAAUCUAAUUAUAAUAACUUUAACAAGUUUAUUACAACAACUAUCAUUUUGUUUCUAUGAUAAUCCUUGUGAUAUUCCAGAAAAUUCUCGUAUUAGAAUUGGAGGUAAAAAGUCAAUCAUUUAAUAAAUUAAAACAUUGAAAAAAUAAACAAUCUGUUUUUUCGAGAUUCAUCAAUUAUGGUAUCAAAUUGUAAUUCUGGGUUUCAUUGUUAUGAUUCUGGAUAUGGAUGCUUCCUCAAUCGUUUUCAAAGAUCUGGUUUUAUGCUCAUAGAAGCUCAUGAUUGUGCAUCAAAUGACAUUUUAAAUGUAAGCCAUCAGUCACCAACACAUUGUACAGAUUCGUGUUCAACAGAACCUAGUUGUAUAGCAACUACAAUUUCUGUGAACAACAGCUGUUUUUUAAAACACAAAUGCAUGUUGCCUGAGAGCAAUAGUCAAGUAUUUCUACAUAUACGUUUAAGAGAUAAUAGGCUAACAUGUUUCAUUGGUGGAUUAAAUGGAGGACAUCAAAAUACUUAUGAAUUUCACGAGAAAGAAACAGCUAUUGCAACAGCAAUAGCUGAUGGGAAAACUCUAGUAUACAGACAAAAUAACAUAAGACUAAAGACUUCACAAACGUUACAAGAUAUGAAAGAUGAUUAUGAAAAAACUGUGUGUUUUGUUGGUAAUAUGAUAAAAGAUGACUCAACUGGAUUAAUAACAUUUCAAUAUAAUCAUAUUCUAUUUGAUAAGCAACAAGACACUUGUCAUAUUUUUAAAAAACAAUUAUUCAAAGUUAGAUUUCCAUGGCCAACAUCAAAUAAAGUUGAGAGUAACUUUAAAGUUGAAAUCUUUGGCCAACAACUGUUUUGUAUUAAUGAUAAACAAACUUUUGAAAAUAAAGGAAUUCAUGUUUACACACCAAUUGAUUAUCAAGUAACUGCUGAAUUUAAUGGCAACUUUGUCAGUUGUUCACUAACUGCUCAGAACAGUACAUUUUGUAAUUACAGUUGUCUUUGUAAUUCUGUUUGUCAAGCAGUUUAUAUUGUUGGCUAUGAUCAAUUUCAAACAAUGAAGAUUUGUGAAAUUACCAUAUUUUAAAAAUUCAAAAGUUUAAAAUUAAUAUAUUCUAUGAAAAUUAAGUUAUCAACCCAUGCUUUGGUAAAUCAAUAAAAUGAAAUGCAUUUCCAAAACAUGUCAGUCUCCAAUCUUUAAAUGUAUAAUAAACAAUACUAUUAGAUUAGAACUAAUUUACUCAAUACAUAUUCUAUUGACA